UUUUUUGCUCUUUUUUCUUCGCCACCCGAAGGCAAGCAAGGUGGAGAGAAUCUCCCAGCCCAUAAAGCACAGCUAAAAAAAAAAAAUUGCCACCCAAAAAACAAUAAUAAAGCGCGGGCGUAUAUAUUGGAAGGAAAGAAGAAGAGAGAAUAAAUCGAAGGGGAGGGCGAAAAGGCAGGGAAUAAAAUGACCAGAUGUUGACAAAUUUCCUGUCACUUUUCUUAGGAGGUCGUUUGUUCUUGGGAGAGAUUUUCUCAUCUCGGAUCUCUCUCUCUCUCUCUCUCUGUCUCACGCUCUCUCUCUCUCGCUCUCCUCUGUGGCCCAGCGGAUCGACAUCUUCGAAUCUGAUGUCCAUCUGCGGCUGCGUCUCCCUCCAAUGGCCAUGGAGACGGGCGCAGUCCUGCCCCAUUAGUGUCCUCUGAUCUCGUUUUCUUCUCGUUUUAUCUAAAGUUUUGUUUUUUCUCCUUUCGCUCUUUCUUCGCUUGGAUUCUCCUGUUUUGGCUCCAAGUUGGAAAACUCGGAUGGCAGGACGGGGGCGGCCGUUCGGGGUUUGGAUGUUCCAGGCUCUGAUGCUGAAUCCGCUGCAAAGGAGUUUUAGAGAUGGAUGACGAGAGGUGGUGACGUGGGUUGCGGAAUACAUGGUGAUGAAGUUAGUAAUCUAUUGGUUUACGUAAAUGCUUUCUCAUAUGAAAGGUUUUGCCUUAGGUGGACUAUCCGGAUUUUUUGGUUUUGACAACAAACUUUGAUAUUUCCUGCUUGACGGAAUUGACUUGCAUGAUGCUGCCUGACAACAUUGGAAAUCAUCUAGGCGACUUGUGAAAGCUUCUGGAUUGGAUACAUUUCUGGAAAGUGUGCUUCGCUCGAGCUGCCUUGCUUCAGAUUUUCUACUAGUUCAGUAAUGAUAUUGGACAUCUGAGUAUUAAGGAUUUGAUGGGAGAUUUUGCAAGUGGAUAUUUCCUUCUUGAUUCGAUUAUUUUUGUUUGUUAAUUGACUAUUUUGUGUUCUGCCACGCACAUGUAUUCCAAGUCUUUGAGAUGGAAUGGGAACAAAAAUACAGUGCAAAAGCUACCUUCCAGGAUAUCAUCCGAUGAUUGAUCUUAAUGAGAAUGCAAAAGGUUGUUGGUCUCGGUGCUAUGAAGAUAAUAUGUUGAGCAGACAUCUCUGCAAUGGGUUCAUGUUGAGGCCAGUAAACGAAUAUUUAGAACAUGAUAAAGAAAUGCUAAAGCAGACAAUGCUUGAACAUGAAGCCAUAUUUAGGAAGCAGGUCUACGAGUUGCACCGUCUUUAUAGAAUACAGAGGGACCUGAUGGACGAGUGUCAAAAGAAAGGGUUGUACAGAUACUCCAUACCAUCAGACACAUCACAAUCAAAUUCUUUUUCAUCUCAAAUGCCAUGUGAAGGCACCACAAAGAUAUGGAAGAUGUCUCACCUGCCUGUAGUGAACACCAGUUAUGACAGAGCAUCUUUUGCAACCACUGAUGACAUGAGGUCCUCAAACUUUCUGAAGGAAGGUAGUGUGCAGUCUGGUCCUAUUUCAUUAGAAAAUGGAGUCUCUCUAAAAGGUGGUGAACUCAAUUCUAAGCUUCAGAAAUCAACUAGGAGAAUGUUUGACCUACAACUUCCAGCUGAUGUAUAUAUUGAUGGUGAAGAUUCUGAAAGAUCAGGAAAGAAAGAUUUUGCUGAUUCAUCAUCUAGAAUUACAGUUUUGCCUGGCAGAACUUGCAGUGCAGAUCAUGAGAAUGAUGUAAAGCUUACUUUGUGCACCGGUUUGGGUCCUUACUGCAAAAAGGAUAAUAAGAUACCAAAUUCAUGGACACAAAAAGGUUUGUCAGCUCAGAGCCUGGCUGAUCUGAAUAAAUCUAUAAAAGAUAUAUGCUUUGAAGGAGCGGCAGAUUCAACUUCCAAUCAUUUUCUUGGCCUGAGAAACCACAGUGAAGAGAAUCAAGGUCAUAAGUUGUCAUCAAAAUCAAACACAAAUUUCCUAGGCCUGCAAAGUGCUUUCUUUAAAGAUGGGCAUGGUGAUGAAGGGUCUAGUUCAAGUUUCUUGCAUGCAGAUAAAGGGGAAAUAAGACGAGAAUGGCCAUUCUUCAAUAGUGAAAGUGAGCAAAGUAGGAGCAGUUUGAGUUUAUUCAGUCCAAGUCUCUGCGAUGAUAAAUUCCCUGCAUCAUCUGAAACCGUACAACCAACGCUUAAGAAUUCACAUGAAAUUGCUUUAUCACAUCAAAAUAGAACACCGACACGGUUCAGACAAAAGCCAACUUACGGGAUUGAAACCUCUGGAAUCAGUACUCAUCUUGCCACCUCAAAUAAUUCAGCAGUGACAGCAGCUCCUUCAAUACCUGCUUCAUUCUUAAUACUUCCUCAGACGAACUCCUCGAGUAGUGCAUCUUCAUUGGUUUCAUCUCAGACAAAGCCUGUGAGCAGCAUAAGCCACAUUCCAGUGGCAGUUCAAGCACUUCCAUGCUUUAAUGGCUCUGCAACUCUGAGCACACAGAACAAGAUUUCCAAUGUAGCUAUUCAGAACAUUGGUACUGAUCGUGAAAAAUGGCAAACCCGUAGUGAUUCAUGCCAAAGAGCUGGAAUUGAGGCACCUUCUUAUCUAAAUGGAUCAUUUGCUGGUUUUUGCCUGGAUCCAAAAUCUGCACCAUAUUUACAGCUCCCAUCAGUGACCUUUGGAAAGCCAAACCUCAAUGAUACUGGUGACAGUUCAGUUUAUGAUGAUUCCAUAGGUCAUGAACCCCAAAAGCGUUUGAAGAGUUUGCAGUGCACUGAUGUGAAGUCUCUACACAAUGUAAAUCUGAAUCAAGCACUUCCAAAUGGAAUUGAAAAUAAUUUUACUGUCCAACAGCGUACAGCAUUCUGUGAUCUAGAGCAGAAUUCUGAGUCAUCCUCGAAAGGGAUCUCUUGGCUCAGAAAGAAACCAGCUUAUAAUGAUUCUACUGACUCGAAAAAACAUGCAUCCCAGAUUGAGUUGAGCUUUGUGCGUGGUCAUUCUCAGCUGAUGUCCCGUUCCAAUAUUAUUGCUCCAGAAUCUGAGAGGAAACAAGAUAAGGAGAUCGGUCCAUCUCUUUGUAAUCCUCAGGGUUUUAUAUCAGCUUUUAAGGUCAAAGAGAUCAGAAUGCAGAGAAAUGAGAUUUCUGAUAAUAUGGGCAGUAGAAAAAUUCUUGGCUUUCCUAUUCUUGAUGAGGUUCAGCGGAGUGCUGUUUCACAUCAGGAAUGCUCUUUGGCUAUAAAUAACAACUGCAUUGAAAAAGACAUGCAUGGCACUGACUUGACUUGUGACAUGAAGGAGCGGAGUUCUGAGAAGGCAAUCUCUGUAGGGAGUUUGAUCACUGAAAAUGGGGCUGAAAAUAUUAGUAAAAGCUUUAGGAACAUUAUCAAUCUAAAUGCUGAAGUAACAAGUAUGGAUGACCCAAGGCUAUCAGAGUUUUCGCCCAAAAGUGAGGUGACUGUUCCAUUGCCACUCCUGGUACCAAGGGAAUCUAUGAAAGAUGCUACUGAGAUGAAUUUGGAAGUACCAAUUUCUCAGGCAGAGGUGAAUAUAAUGUCUCAUCAAGAAUAUAUGCCAUCAAGCAAAACAGAUGGUUCACAAGAAACAGAGUGCUCUCAUGACACACUUGUGAGAGAGGCAGCAGAGAAUAUUGUUGCUAUGUCAGUGGAUGUGCAUGCCCAUUUAGAGGAAAUCACAUGGGAUGGAUUACCUCCAGCUCAGUGGGAUACCUUGUUUUGGUUUGCAGAGGUUGUUUCAUCCAAUGCAGACAAUGCAAGAGUUCCAAAGAGUGGUGGAGAUUGUGGAUCAGAAUCUUCAGAUGAUGAUGGAGUGGAUUUCUUUGAGGCUAUGACACUGAAGCUCGAGGAAAUAAAGGUUGAUGACCGCUGCUGCCAGCCAAAGAAGUUUGAGAAUAAAAAGGACGAACCAGGUGCUGCUUCCCUGCUUCUAAUGAGGCCUCGGAGAGGCCAGGGAAGGAAACGGCGGCAGAGGAGGGACUUCCAGAAAGAUGUUCUUCCAGGCCUUGCUUCACUGUCAAGGCAUGAAGUAACAGAGGAUCUUCAAACUAUUGGAGGACUGAUGAAAGCAUCAGGCAAGAAUUGGCAGGCAGGCUCAACGAGACGGAACACAGGCCGGAGUGGGCUUCAUUCCCAAGCAAAGGGAAGGAGGCAGCCUAGAAGUUUAGCUGUGACUGUAUCAGAGACUAAGGUCAUUCCCCCAGCAGUGCAUCCCAUUAGUACUGAUCUAGAAGUUGAUGGGAAGAAUAUGAUAGGGUGGGGAAGGACAACAAGGCGGUGCCGUAGACCAAGAUGUCCACCCGAGGGCGAACUAUCAUGUUUGAAGCUUGCAAGAACAAUUAAUUAUAAGAUUUACGGUUGAGGAUCUCAUAAAACAAAUAUUUGACCCAUUUGUAGAGGGGGCUUUACGAUAUGAUCAGAUUGAACUUAGCAAAGUCUUGGUAAGGUAACCCUCUGUGAAAUCUUCUUCUUUUUACCUCUUUCAUUUUCUUCUGGCUUAUUAUUGCAAUACUUCCUAUAACCUUGUCGAGCCGACCCAGGAUUGUAGUUGGUAGAUGCCAAACCCUGUUGGUACAAUAGGAGUUUAUUUAUCUUUUAUUUUUGUUCUCGAGUGUCCUUUUG
This is a messenger RNA of Elaeis guineensis (African oil palm), 4629 nucleotides long. The record is from RefSeq and is a predicted model, not a curated record. Lineage: Eukaryota; Viridiplantae; Streptophyta; Magnoliopsida; Arecales; Arecaceae.